Messenger RNA from Trichomonas vaginalis G3, 3183 nucleotides. RefSeq names its product proprotein convertase subtilisin/kexin-related family. Gene Ontology annotation, cellular component: membrane. The transcript has a single exon. The record is from RefSeq and is a predicted model, not a curated record. Gene Ontology annotation, biological process: protein processing. NCBI's taxonomy places the organism in Eukaryota, Parabasalia, Trichomonadida, Trichomonadidae. Bases 1 to 3183 code for a protein of 1060 amino acids. Gene Ontology annotation, molecular function: serine-type endopeptidase activity.
AUGCUUUUGUUUUUUUCUUUGUUUUUUAAACUCUUAGGGGCACCAGAAGAUUCCGCUUUGUAUCACGACCAUCAAUUUUACGCGGUAAACAAAGGUCAAUACAGCGGAGUCGAAGGCGAAGACUUGAAUUUACCUUUAUCAUCAGAUUGGGAUUUCACCGGGAAAAAUAUCAAAGUCGGCAUUAUAGCUUCAGAAUGCAAUUCUUCAACACCUGGGCUUAAAAAUCGUAUAUCUAAUCCUUGCGCUUAUGCUUUUGAAGGCAUUUAUCGAUGUUAUGGCGGCGACGAGCCAUAUUUAUCUAACGAUAUCGGAUCAAUAAUUGCAGGCAACAAAGACACUUCAUGCACUACAGGAAUCGCGUACGAAAGCCAAUUACUUUGUUAUCCAUUUACACCAAAACGCUCUCGCAUUACAAAUACAGAAACAAUUUUGAAAAUCAUGGCAAAUUCUCUCAACGUAAAUAUUUUCUCUUUACCUCUUUUCGAGAAAUGUUAUUUAGACAGAAUUUUCGUUGAAGAGUCUUCAGAUAAAUACGAUUCCCUUCUUGGCAACGCCAUAUUACGUGGCAGAUAUGGCCUCGGCUUGAUUCCUAUCAUGACUCCAGAUACAUGCAACGGAAAAUCUAUUGAUCCAAACUACAGAAUUUUCCAGCAAUCGAGAUUCGUAAUUAAUAUUCCUGCAACAACAAAUCGCGGUGACAGGGCUUUUUACUCUCCAAAAUCUUCAAAUUUAUUAUUUAACGUCCCAUCAACAGAUUCAUCCAUUGAAACAGAUGCAGCAACAUUAUCUAACCCAGUAUACACAGAGAACUCUUUCGGUCAAUGCACAGAAUCAAGGAUAACUCGAAUGCAAGCAGCAAAUGCGAUUGCCAGCGGAUCACUAGCUCUCCUACUCCAAGCCUAUCCAACAAUAAGUUGGAGGCACCUCCAGCUAUCAAUAGCCCUAACUGCAACCGUAAACGACGCAAAUCACUCUUCAUGGGUCAAAAACAACGCAGGCAUUUACUACUCGAAUAUUUACGGGUUCGGACGGUUGAAUGUCAAGCGUGCGCUUGAAGCCAUCCAUUGCAUGAAAAACAUUCCGACAGAAUCUUAUGGCGAAUCUAAGAAUUCUUACAACAGCCCAGUCAUUCCAUCAUGUCGCGAGUCACCGCUGUGUUGCGUACAUACAAUUAAACAGAAUAUUAAGUUCAUUGAAUCGAUUUCUUUCACAUUUUCAUCAACUCAUCCAACAAUCGGAGAUAUCUGCAUAGAAAUCGAGUCACCAAUGGGCACAAGAGCUCCUAUCAACUUCCCUACAAAUACAGAACCGAAUAUUGGCUCUGGAGUCCACAAUUACACUUUUACAUGCCGUCAGUUCCUUGGUGAAAAUGCCAGAGGCAAAUGGAAUGUUUACAUAUCAGCUGCUGGUUGCAUUCCUACAGGGCGUAUCGCUAAAACCCAUCUACGAGUUUACGGAAUGAAGAAAUUUGAAUUUCCUGGUCCAUGCAAGAAGCCAAUGGACAAACCGAAGCCAAGACCAAUUCCAACCAUGUCUCCUAUCCCAACCCCUGAUGAAAACACGUCAUCACCUGAAGAAAAGACUCCAGGACCAGAAUUCAGUCCAUGCGACAAAAUAAAAGUAGAAUGGAAGAGAGAGAAAUGCUACGAAGAAGAAAAGAAGAGGAAGGAAUGGGAAGAGAAGGAAAGGGAAAAACAUAGAGAAGAAGAGAAAAAGAGAGAAGAGGAAGAGAAACACCGUAAAGAGGAAGAAGAAAAAAGAAGAAGAGAAGACGAAGAUAGAGAAAAAUGGAACUUAAAUCCGCCUGAAAAAUCAGAUAUCGAAGAUCCAGAUGACGAAAGAGAACACGGAAAUCCUGAUCGAGACCACGGAGACAGAAAUCCUGAUCGAGACCCCGGAGACAGAAAUCCUGAUAUAGACCACGGAGAAAGAGAUUUUGAAAGACCAUUCGACGAUAGAGAAAUUGUGAGAAAAUUUAACGAUAGAAAAUUUGAGAGGAAUUUCGACGAUAUGAAAAUUUUCUCGAGAAAAUACAAAGAAAUUAAAAUAAGGGAAGAAAAUAAAGCGGAAUUAAACUUUGUAGAAGAAAAAAUCGAAGAUACAGGAAGAUUUUCAAAUAUGGAAGAGAGAAGGGAUCAACCACCACCGCCACCUGAAGAAGAAAUAAUUAAUCCAUUUGAGCAAAAGUUAAGUUCAUCCAAAUACAAACAAUUACCUACAUCAGAAGAUCUCAAAUUCCAAUUCGUUCCACAAAUUUCUUCUGGAUCAGAACUUAAUCCCUCUGAAGAACUCUCUGUUUCCGCAUUAUUGUCAACCAAAGCUAAUCCUCCAAUUUCAUUCUUCUACACCAUUGGUGAUCCAGACAAAGAAGGAUCUUCAUCAUCAGGAAACAUCAACUUCCCCAACUUAACAACUUUCAACAAAUACAAGUUCUAUCCUCCCCACAACAUUCCCAAAGGAAGCCAAGUAACUUUCAUCAUCCACGCUUAUUUAUCUCCCACAGAAACAUUGGCGCAAAGAUUAGGUCCAUUCAAGAUCAAAGAGAUGACACAACAAGUGCAGCAGUACCAGAGUAUUCAGAAGAAUGUAGAGAUAAAAUGGCCAUAUUUCAUUGAGUACAAACCAGAAGUUGAUGCUUUCAUGACAAUCACUGAUUACGACACUAAAAAUGUCAUCAAAAGAGGUGUAAUUCCUAAUACAGGAUUUGUUUCAUUUACUAUUCCUGAAGAAACAAAAAUAACUAAUGGAAUAUUGACUGUUCAAUCUCUUACUACUGUUUCUGCUGAUCCAUGCGAUGUAUCAUUAAGAGCUUUCGUUGUUGGAGACAACACAAACAGGAAAAUUAAUAAGAUUAAGUUUAAUGUUUCUAGUUGUCAAAAGAUUUCCGGAUUGGAAUAUAAUGUUAAAUCUCCUUCUUCAAUGAUACAAACAAUCAUGUUCACUCCGACAUCGACACCAAACUUUGCAGAAACAUCUCCAACACAUUGUGCUCCUACAGAACCAGAAAACAACAACCAGAAUCAACAUAAAGUAAUUGUUACAAUUACAUCUCUUUGUUCAGGAUUUGUUAUUUUGGUUGUAAUUGGUGUUGUCAUAACUGUGUUCAAAGUUAGACAAAAGAAGAAAGAAGAAGAAACUAGAUAUCAUUCACCUGAUUCUGAAUCUGAUAUUGUCGCAUUGUAA